Molecule: messenger RNA, 213 nt
Organism: Pseudozyma hubeiensis SY62
Lineage: Eukaryota; Fungi; Basidiomycota; Ustilaginomycetes; Ustilaginales; Ustilaginaceae
Product: cytochrome c oxidase subunit VIa
Exons: 1
Coding region: 1-213 (70 amino acids)
Cellular component (GO): mitochondrial inner membrane
Source: RefSeq, a predicted model, not a curated record
AUGCACACAGCCAUCGUCCUCGGAGUGUACAUCUACGGAAUCGAAAAGCACCACUACGACCACGCCGUCCAUGAGUACCACGAGAACGGCGAGCAGCCUCCCGAGCGCACGUUCUACGAGUACAACAACAUCCGCAGGAAGGCCUUCCCCUGGGGAGACGGCAGCAAGAGCUUCUUCCACAACCCCAUGAUCAACUACGAGAAGGCUCCUUAA